This is a messenger RNA of Brassica oleracea var. oleracea, 1206 nucleotides long. Its product is annotated as calcium-transporting ATPase 4, endoplasmic reticulum-type-like. Gene Ontology annotation, cellular component: membrane. The transcript has 5 exons. Gene Ontology annotation, biological process: calcium ion transmembrane transport; intracellular calcium ion homeostasis. Bases 1 to 1206 code for a protein of 401 amino acids. Lineage: Eukaryota; Viridiplantae; Streptophyta; Magnoliopsida; Brassicales; Brassicaceae. Gene Ontology annotation, molecular function: ATP hydrolysis activity; ATP binding; P-type calcium transporter activity. The record is from RefSeq and is a predicted model, not a curated record.
AUGGUCAUUACCGGAGACAACAAGAGCACUGCUGAAGCAAUCUGCCGUGAAAUUGGAGUAUUCAAAGAAAAUGAGGAUAUCUCUUCAAGAAGCUUGACUGGAAAAGAGUUUAUGGAUGUUCAAGAUCAGAAGAAUCAUCUAAGACAAACUGGAGGGCUCUUGUUCUCGAGGGCUGAACCAAAGCACAAACAAGAGAUUGUUAGGUUACUCAAAGAAGAUGGAGAAGUGGUUGCCAUGACUGGAGAUGGAAUCAAUGAUGCUCCUGCACUGGAGUUGGCUGAUAUAGGAGUUGCUAUGGGCAUUGCCGGCACAGAUGUAGCAAAGGAGGCUUCUGACAUGGUGCUAGCAGAUGAUAAUUUCAGCACAAUCGUUGCAGCUGUUGGUGAAGGCACAUCCAUCUAUAACAACAUGAAGGCUUUCAUCAGGUACAUGAUCUCUUCCAACAUUGGUGAGGUUGCAUCGAUAUUCUUGACAGCUGCUCUUGGAAUCCCAGAAGGCAUGAUCCCAGUUCAGCUUCUGUGGGUGAAUCUCGUAACAGACGGUCCUCCAGCUACAAUUCUUGGAUUCAAUCCCCCUGAAAAGGAUAUUAUGAAGAAGCCUCCUUGCAGAAGCGAUGACUCGCUAAUCACUCCCUGGAUCCUCUUCUGUUAUAUGGUGAUUGGUAUGUAUGUGGGAGUUGAAACUGUGGGAGUAUUCAUCAUAUGGUACACACACAGUAGCUUCAUGGGCAUAGACUUGAGCCAAGACGGUCACAGCCUUUGCUCUUCAUGGGAAGGCUUCAAAGUAUCUCCUUUCACAGCUGGCACUCACACUUUCUCGUUCGACACAAACCCAUGCGAAUAUUUCCAUCAGGGGAAAAUCAAAGCAUCAACACUCCCCCUCUCGGUGUUGGUGGCCAUCGAAAUGUUCAACUCCCUGAACGCACUCUCAGAGGACGGCAGCCUUGUGAUGAUGCCCCUGUGGGUGAACCCGUGGCUGCUCCUAGCGAUGGUUGUGUCAUUUGGGCUCCACUUUGUGAUACUAUAUGUGCCGUUCUUGGCUCAGGUGUUUGGGAUAGUGCCGCUGAGCUUGAACGAGUGGCCGCUGGUGUUGGUUGUGUCGCUUCCGGUGAUUCUGAUAGAUGAAGUUCUCAAGUUUGUAGGGAGGUUGACCAGUGGUUAUCGGUACUCACCUCGCACUCCCUCUGCGAAGCAAAAGACGGAGUAG